Molecule: messenger RNA, 591 nt
Organism: Dovyalis caffra
Lineage: Eukaryota; Viridiplantae; Streptophyta; Magnoliopsida; Malpighiales; Salicaceae
Source: the annotation of a GenBank genome assembly
AUGAUUGCUGGGGCAAUCUAUGGUGUGCCAAUCCCAGCCCAGCCAAUGGAAUCAAUAGCAGCUGUGGCUAUAUCAAAUAGUGCAGAGUUUGGUGUGCCUGAAAUUAUGACAGCAGGAAUAUGUACAGGUGAGAUUUCGUUACUUUUAGGUGUCACAGUUAAGUAUUUUAGGAAAGUACAGGAUUUUUCCAAGUCGAAGUCUGGUGGUGAUAGGCGUUGGUUAGGGUUAGAUGGUUUGGUUUUGGCUAUUGUUUGUGCUUGUUUUUUUAUUGUUGUUAAGGGUGCUGGUGGGCUGGCUGGGCAGUACAAGUUUGGAGGUAGGAGUGGAGGUUGUGUGGCACUACUUGGUGCAGCCAAACUGGUUCUGGGUUUGGUUUUAGGAAGUUCUUUAGUGAUGGUUUUGAACCAAUUUCCUGUUGGAGUCUUAGGGGUGUUGCUAGUGCUUGCUGGAAUUGAGUUGGCUAUGGCUUCAAGAGACAUGAGUACAAAGGAGGAAGCCUUUGUGAUGCUUAUAUGCACUGGGGUUUCACGCUUGGGUUCAAGUGCAGCCCUUGGCUUUUUGUGUGGGAUUGCUGGUGCAUCUGCUUCUUAA